UUACACUUAAAGACUAUGUGUUAUGUGUUACAGCAGUCACAUGGAAUGGAAGAAAGAUUAUCUUAUGAAAUUCACCUUCUAUUGACUUCCUUCCUGAAACACCCAAACAGUUCCCUUUAAAAAUCAAAUCCGAUUUUGUUUUCAUAGAAAGAAACUGCCCCAAUUUGUAAUUCCUCCCACAAAAAGAAAAAGUUUCCUUGUUUAUACAUACAAACCAACCGAUCGUGUGAAUCACAAUGGCUGUUGCGGCUGUUCUAAGAUCAAGAUCACCCACACCCACAGUGUCCUCCUUAUCACACUUGAAGUACUUUGUUUUAGCUCACGAUAAUAUGCACACUUGUUCAAGGCCCUCAACAACCAAAUUAGACCAGUACCAAUCUUUGAAACCCUCAGCAGCAGCAGCUGAUACAAAGGGUUAUGGGUUUUUCAGCAAGUGGAGGUCCGUUAAUAUGUAUGGUGGUAGUAGUAGUGUUGGUGGAGGAGGAGACCCACCUGAGGUCUGGCAUCCUCGUGGUGGUGGAGAUACUGCUCCUCCUCCUUUGGCUAACCCAACCGCCAAUGGCUCCGCUUCUGGGGAUGGGAGUUGGGGUGGCUCUAACUUGGGCACCAGUUUCCCAACUCCAAAGGAGAUCUGUAAAGGCCUUGAUAAGUUUGUUAUUGGUCAACAAAGAGCUAAAAAGGUGCUCUCUGUGGCAGUAUACAAUCAUUACAAGAGGAUCUCUAUUGAUACUUCACAAAAUUAGGCCUUCGGGAGAUGACACGGAAAAGGAGGCAGAUGGCGGCGAUGUUGUAGAGCUUGAGAAAAGUAAUAUUCUUGUAUUUGGCCCAACCGGUUCAGGGAAGACGCUACUUGCAAAAACAUUAGCUCGCUUAGUGAAUGUUCCAUUUGUUAUUGCAGAUGCUACCACACUUACUCAGGCAGGCUACGUUGGGGAAGAUGUGGAAUCUAUUCUAUACAAGCUUUUGACAGUUGCUGAUUAUAACGUCGCAGCAGCGCAGCAGGGCAUUGUGUAUAUAGAUGAAGUUGACAAGAUUACAAAGAAGGCUGAGAGUCUUAACAUUAGCAGAGAUGUAUCCGGUGAGGGUGUGCAGCAGGCAUUACUAAAGAUGCUGGAAGGGACUGUUGUCAAUGUCCCUGAGAAGGGGGCACGUAAGCAUCCUAGAGGAGACAAUAUUCAGAUUGAUACCAAAGAUAUUCUCUUUAUUUGUGGUGGAGCAUUCAUAGAUCUUGAGAAAACCGUCUCAGAAAGACGACAAGACUCUUCCAUUGGGUUUGGGGCACCUGUUCGGGCAAACAUGAGAACCGGAGGAGUUACCACUACUGCUGUUACUUCAUCUUUGUUGGAAACUGUCGAAAGUAGCGAUCUCAUUGCUUACGGAUUGAUUCCUGAAUUUGUUGGACGGUUUCCGAUUCUUGUUAACUUAUUAGCUCUCACAGAAGAUCAACUUGUCCAGGUGCUAACUGAGCCAAAGAAUGCAUUAGGCAAGCAAUACAAGAAGUUAUUUCAGAUGAACGGAGUUAAGUUGCAUUAUACCGAAAGUGCAUUGAAACUAAUUGCGAAGAAAGCAAUAGUGAAAAACACAGGUGCUCGGGGGUUGAGGUCCUUGUUAGAGAACAUUUUGAUGGAUGCCAUGUAUGAGAUCCCUGAUGAAAGAACAGGGGACAACAUAAUAGAUGCUGUUGUUGUUGACGAGGAGGCUGUUGAUCGUGGAGCAAAAAUCUUGUAUGGGGAAGGGGCACUGGAACGUUAUCUAUCACGACAUGAUAAUAAAGAUGUCGAGACGAGCAUGGUGGAUGGGGCUGAUGGAGAAGCUGAGCCGCCUUUUAUCGCUGCUUUGUAACUCCAUGUUGUGGAUUUCAUAUGUGUACUGUACAGUAUAAGCUGCUGCAAUGAAACCACCCAGCAAAACCAACAUGUUGUGUAAUCAAUCUGUAGCAUGUAUGUAUGUAUAUAUGUAAAAGCUAAAUCCAUUUCUAAGAUCAUGUGAUAUAGUAGCAUGCUUGUUUGUGUUGGACUAGA
This is a messenger RNA of Helianthus annuus (common sunflower), 2021 nucleotides long. RefSeq names its product CLP protease regulatory subunit CLPX1, mitochondrial. The transcript has 15 exons. Lineage: Eukaryota; Viridiplantae; Streptophyta; Magnoliopsida; Asterales; Asteraceae. Bases 418 to 1842 code for a protein of 474 amino acids. Gene Ontology annotation, cellular component: mitochondrial matrix. The record is from RefSeq and is a predicted model, not a curated record. Gene Ontology annotation, molecular function: ATP hydrolysis activity; ATP binding; ATP-dependent protein folding chaperone. Gene Ontology annotation, biological process: protein catabolic process; protein folding; proteolysis.